Messenger RNA from Drosophila willistoni, 1609 nucleotides. Its product is annotated as otefin. The transcript has a single exon. The record is from RefSeq and is a predicted model, not a curated record. NCBI's taxonomy places the organism in Eukaryota, Metazoa, Arthropoda, Insecta, Diptera, Drosophilidae. Bases 76 to 1515 code for a protein of 479 amino acids.
CGUCACUAUGAAUAAUAAUAAUAGAGUGACGACAUCGCAAUAUUUACAUUAGUUCGUAUCGCUAAAUUACAUAUAAUGUCUGAGCUAGACAAACUUUCUAACAAGGAGCUGUUAGCCAAGUGUCGGGAACACGGACUGCCAGUUGUUCCCAUUACUGACACUACACGUAAUGUCAUUAUUCGAAGAUUGCAAAGUGCAAUUUCAGGAACGCCAUUAAAGAAUUCCAAGAAGAGUACAAAAAGUUCGAAGACAGUGGUUGCAAAGAAUGCUAAGCCCAGUCGUAAAACCAUAGAGCCUGUCAAGGUAGCCCAUGGCAAAAGCACAACCAAGAACACUGUUAAUCUCAAACGUCGAACAGUUCCCACCAAAGGAGAAGCCUUAGAAGAGGCGCCAAAUGAAGAUGAUGAUGAAGAGAUUGAAGAACCUCGACCCCAAAGUAAAAUGGCACGUGGCAGAAAGGAGAGCCACACUCGAACCAGUCAACCACCUCAAUUGAAGCGUCGUUCACUUCCAGCUACAAAAACUGUUUCGGAAUCGGCUUCACAAGCCAGUGAUGGUCCGCCAAAGCCCACUACAAAGCGUCUCAAAUUGGGCAAUGAGCUAAGCGAACGAGGACUGUUGCCAUUGACAAAGACGAGUGUGUCGGUGACAGCCUAUGUACAUGAGGAGCAGACAUCUUCCGAAGAGGAUACAACAAUUUUAAAACGUAAAACGGCAUGCGGAAGGAAGGAAACUGGACAAAACAGUGACCAGAACACAGAUUUAAAGCGUCGCACAUUACAUACCAAAGGGCGCUCCGUUCAGUUUGCACCAAGUGUUUCAGAUGCGGGUUGUCAGGCAGAUAUGCCUAGUGCUGAACGCGAAACUACUUAUCGCAAAAAGGAAACCUACACUCUGAAUACACGGAAACCCACAACUCUCGUUUCAAGUCUAGGCUCCCAGACGGACAAUAAUGUUUACUUGAAGCCACAGAAGACUUUAUCAGGUCCAUCUGAUGCGCGUGCUAGGCGUUCAAAAUUAUUAACCAGAACUGAAGUGGUGACCACCUCCUAUAUACACCAAAUUGAGACCUCGGAGGACGAUAAGGAAAUUAGCUCUUGCAAACGACGUAGGAUUUGCACUUCGCCCGUCAGUUGUCCCCCACCCAUCUAUGAGUCCGGUUUCGGUUCAACUUUUGCAGCUAACUUAAAUGCGGUAAAACCAAGUGCCACACAAGCAAUUACUACUUCACCCACCGCUCUCUAUGCGCCAAGGAGCACUUUAAGUGGCUCAGCCAGAUCGCUUCGCGAGGAAUCUACAUUUUCGCUUAGGAAACGUCAAGGCAAUGACAAUUCCUGGCCCGCUAGAAGUGAGGGUUCAAUUCAACCUACAGCCACGGGUAGCAGUCUUUACCCAAAGUUGGAUCAUUUUUAUAAACAGCAAUCUCUUUCAAACCCCUUUAGAGGCGAGCCAAUGGAUACAGACAGUGAUUUGGAUAUAAUGGAUCAACAGAAAACUUAUUGGCGUCCCAAAUAAAUACAUAUAUCGCUUUAAAGUUAAAUUUGUUAAUAACAUCUCACUCAUUGCUUAAAAAAUGUAAAUAAAUUUGGGUUUUCUAACAAAACUAAAA